This is a messenger RNA of Fibroporia radiculosa, 189 nucleotides long. RefSeq lists its product as uncharacterized. The coding region runs from base 1 to 189 and encodes 62 amino acids. The record is from RefSeq and is a predicted model, not a curated record. The transcript has 3 exons. NCBI's taxonomy places the organism in Eukaryota, Fungi, Basidiomycota, Agaricomycetes, Polyporales, Fibroporiaceae.
AUGUCCUUCAUUCGACCAAUGUAUUUCGUGUACAUCGAGACGUAUUGCAAGGUCAAGAAGGCAGGAGCGUUUGCGACCUCGGGCAACGACGCUAACUGGCACCGGGCGGUAUCAGUGCUCUUGAUUGGGAGUCUGCAGGCUUUUAAGUCGUUGCGCAUGACCAUGCUCGGUGGUCCUGCAGCUGAUUGA